GCGUAAGAUAUUCAAGAUUGGACAGCUGGUGACCUGAUAUUUCUGAUAGCCUUAAGCUGACUUACAGCCAUAGAGAAAUCUCUCCGUUUUUGUUUUCUGCUUUACAUCUUUCGUGGCACCUAAGUUCACCUUGCAACCAUGUAUGGAAGUGCUCGCUCAGUUGGGAAGGUGGAACCAAGCAACCAGAGCCCUGGGCGUUCACCUAGGCUUCCCCGUUCCCCUCGCUUAGGUCAUCGUAGAACCAAUAGUACUGGAGGGAGUUCUGGAGGCAGUGUUGGAGGUGGCAGUGGGAAAACCCUUUCAAUGGAGAAUAUACAAUCCUUAAAUGCUGCCUAUGCUACAUCUGGCCCUAUGUACUUAAGUGACCAUGAAAAUGUGGGUUCAGAAACACCAAAAAGCACCAUGACACUUGGCCGUUCUGGGGGACGUUUGCCUUAUGGUGUUAGGAUGACUGCUAUGGGCAGUAGUCCCAACAUAGCCAGCAGUGGGGUUGCUAGUGACACCAUAGCAUUUGGAGAGCAUCACCUCCCUCCUGUGAGUAUGGCAUCCACUGUACCUCACUCUCUUCGUCAGGCAAGAGAUAAUACAAUCAUGGAUCUGCAGACACAGCUAAAGGAAGUGUUAAGGGAAAAUGAUCUCUUGCGGAAGGAUGUGGAAGUAAAGGAGAGUAAAUUGAGUUCUUCAAUGAAUAGCAUCAAGACCUUCUGGAGCCCAGAGUUGAAGAAAGAGCGAGCCCUUCGAAAAGAUGAAGCUUCCAAAAUCACCAUUUGGAAGGAACAGUAUAGAGUCGUGCAGGAAGAAAACCAGCACAUGCAGAUGACAAUCCAGGCUCUCCAGGAUGAAUUGCGGAUCCAGAGGGACCUGAAUCAGUUGUUUCAGCAAGACAGUAGCAGUAGGACAGGUGAACCUUGUGUAGCAGAGCUGACAGAAGAGAACUUCCAGAGGCUGCAUGCUGAGCAUGAGCGGCAGGCCAAAGAGCUGUUCCUUCUACGAAAGACCCUGGAGGAAAUGGAGCUUCGUAUUGAGACGCAGAAGCAAACCUUAAAUGCUCGGGAUGAGUCCAUUAAGAAGCUUUUGGAGAUGUUGCAGAGCAAAGGUCUGUCUGCCAAGGCUACUGAGGAAGACCAUGAAAGAACAAGACGGCUGGCAGAGGCAGAGAUGCAUGUCCACCACCUAGAAAGCCUUUUGGAACAGAAGGAAAAAGAAAACAAUAUGUUGAGAGAGGAGAUACACCGGAGGUUUGAAAAUGCUCCUGAUUCUGCCAAGACCAAGGCUCUGCAAACUGUUAUUGAGAUGAAGGAUUCAAAAAUUUCCUCUAUGGAGCGUGGGCUCCGGGACCUGGAAGAGGAAAUUCAGAUGCUGAAAUCAAAUGGGGCUUUGAGUACUGAAGAACGGGAGGAAGAAAUGAAGCAAAUGGAGGUGUAUCGCAGCCAUUCUAAAUUUAUGAAAAACAAGGUAGAGCAACUGAAGGAGGAACUAAGUUCGAAAGAGGCUCAAGGGGAGGAGCUGAAAAAGAGAGCAGCUGGUCUUCAGGCUGAGAUUGGCCAGGUGAAACAGGAGCUGUCCAGAAAAGACACAGAACUACUCGCCCUACAGACAAAGCUAGAAACGCUCACAAACCAGUUCUCAGACAGUAAACAACACAUUGAGGUGCUGAAGGAGUCCUUGACUGCUAAGGAACAAAGAGCUGCAAUCCUGCAGACCGAGGUGGAUGCUCUCCGAUUGCGUUUGGAAGAAAAGGAAACCAUGCUGAAUAAAAAGACAAAACAAAUUCAGGACAUGGCUGAAGAGAAAGGGACACAAGCUGGAGAGAUACAUGACCUCAAGGACAUGCUGGAUGUGAAGGAGCGGAAGGUUAAUGUUCUUCAGAAGAAGAUUGAAAAUCUUCAAGAGCAACUUAGAGAUAAGGAAAAGCAGAUGAGCAGCUUGAAAGAACGAGUCAAAUCCUUGCAGGCUGACACCACCAACACUGACACUGCCCUUACGACUUUGGAGGAGGCCCUUGCAGAGAAAGAGCGAACAAUUGAACGCUUAAAGGAACAGCGGGACAGAGAUGAGCGAGAGAAGCAAGAGGAAAUUGAUAACUACAAAAAAGAUCUUAAAGACUUGAAAGAAAAAGUCAGCCUGUUGCAAGGCGACCUCUCAGAGAAAGAGGCUUCACUCUUGGAUCUGAAAGAGCAUGCUUCUUCCCUGGCUUCCUCAGGCCUGAAAAAGGACUCAAGACUCAAGACACUGGAGAUUGCUCUGGAGCAGAAGAAGGAGGAAUGUUUGAAAAUGGAAUCGCAGCUGAAAAAGGCACAUGAAGCAACAUUGGAAGCUAGAGCCAGUCCAGAGAUGAAUGACCGAAUUCAGCAGUUGGAGAGAGAGAUUGCCAGGUACAAAGAUGAAUCUAGCAAGGCCCAGGCAGAAGUAGACCGCCUUUUGGAAAUCUUGAAGGAAGUGGAAAAUGAGAAGAAUGACAAAGAUAAGAAGAUAGCUGAAUUAGAAAGUCUCACCUCAAGGCAAGUGAAAGACCAGAAUAAGAAGGUAGCAAAUCUGAAGCACAAGGAACAGGUGGAGAAAAAGAAGAGUGCACAGAUGUUAGAGGAGGCCCGGCGGAGGGAAGACAAUCUCAACGACAGCUCCCAGCAGCUGCAGGACAGUCUCCGUAAGAAGGAUGACAGGAUUGAAGAGCUGGAAGAAGCACUGAGAGAAAGUGUACAGAUAACUGCAGAGCGGGAAAUGGUGCUGGCACAAGAGGAAUCAGCCAGGACCAAUGCUGAGAAACAGGUGGAGGAGCUAUUGAUGGCCAUGGAGAAAGUAAAGCAGGAACUAGAGUCCAUGAAAGCAAAGCUGUCUUCCACUCAGCAGUCUCUGGCAGAAAAGGAAACUCAUUUGACCAAUCUUCGGGCAGAGAGAAGGAAACACUUAGAGGAAGUUCUAGAGAUGAAGCAAGAAGCUCUUCUGGCUGCCAUUAGUGAGAAAGAUGCCAAUAUAGCUCUUUUAGAACUUUCGUCCUCUAAGAAAAAGACCCAAGAGGAAGUGGCUGCACUUAAACGUGAGAAGGAUCGCCUGGUACAGCAGCUCAAACAGCAGCUCCAGCUUCAUCCUGUAUUGCUGUAUACACAAGUAUCAACCUCUUCUAUGCAACAUCAGCUGGAUGGAAACCAUUAUAAUUAUUAUCAUAGAAAGUGA
Molecule: messenger RNA, 3174 nt
Organism: Urocitellus parryii (Arctic ground squirrel)
Lineage: Eukaryota; Metazoa; Chordata; Mammalia; Rodentia; Sciuridae
Source: RefSeq, a predicted model, not a curated record